Molecule: messenger RNA, 1317 nt
Organism: Rhizophagus irregularis DAOM 181602=DAOM 197198
Lineage: Eukaryota; Fungi; Glomeromycota; Glomeromycetes; Glomerales; Glomeraceae
Source: RefSeq, a predicted model, not a curated record
UAUUAUUUUUUUUUUUCUCUCUUCUUUUGUUUUUUAAAAAAACAAUAAAAAUGAGCUACGGCGCCAUCAUUACCGAGUUUCCAAGUUACGAUGAUUCGAAUAAACCUGCACAAAAUUCAAAAAAAUCACCUUACACCGCCUUUGCAGAAUUCCUCGAAGCAAAGCGUUUCAUGUAUUGGGGCCUAUUUUUGACAACUAUCAACAUCGUUGCAUUAACGGUCAUAAUUAUGAUCAAGUUGGAUGAUUUCUUUAUUGAACUCUUAUUUAAAAUUUCAUUAGUGAUAAAUAUAAUAUUUGCAAUUGAUGUAUUAUUAAGAGCAAUAGUAUUUGGUCCAAAAUAUUUCUGCAGAGGAAAAUAUGGUUUACUACAUGGUUUUGACGCGAUUUUGGUCUUAUCAACAUUAGGCGUUUCACUUUUCUUAAAAAUUAAGGAGACAGAAUUGAUUGAAAUAGGGUUAUUAUCAUUACGAUUUUGGCGUUUACUUACAGCACAUGUUAAAGUUAUAGAGUAUAAAUAUCCAGCUUUUCAUAUUAUACUCGUUAUGGAUCGAAGUGGUUCAAUGAAUGGUAAUGAUAUUACUCCAUCAGAAAAGUCUCGUAAUUAUGCCAAAUUACAAAAAUCUCAUGAUAAUCGUCUUGGUGCUGUAUAUGAUGCUGUUUAUUCUUUCAUGGAUACUAGAUUGCAAACACGUUAUAAAUCAUCCUCAAGGACUCCUUUGAUUACUGAUCGUAUUGACCGUGAUACGAUAUCACUUGUUCUUUUUGAUGAUGAAGCAGUUGUAAUCUUUGAGAAUGAAAGAAUUAAUGCUGAUUUACUCUUUAAUAAAAUGCUUCAAUAUGAAAAUAGAGGUGGAACUGAUUUUGGAGUUGCUAUUGAAAAAGUAGAUCAACUUAUUAACAAAUAUUUUGAUGCCACAAAGACAAAUAUUAUUAUAUUCCUUUCAGAUGGAGAAGCAGAUGUUCCUGAAUAUGAUUUGGAUUCAAUUUGUAAACGCAAUGCCAAAAAGAAUUCACCAAUAUAUCUACAUACUGUCCUUUUCGGUCUAGAUUUUGGAAGUGAUUCAUUAGGAAGGAUGGUUGACAUUGCGAAAAAGUAUACACCCCCUGGUCCCGUGACUUGUUCGUUUACAAAGGUUAUGGACGAAGUUGUAUUGACCAACCUAUUUACUAGUAUAGCAUCCAAUUUACGUGAUCAUAAAAAAGAAUAUCGAUGGUGGAUAUCCCAGGUUUUGAAUAAUUAAAUUAUCAAAAAUAUAUAUGUAGUUUAAUUCUUUGGACGUAUAUUUCAUUUUUUUUUUUAAAAAAAAAAAAAAAGCU